CCAGACGCGUCUGACCCUCUCGGGCUUUUUAAAAAAGAGCCAGUAGCCUGCAUGCUGGACCUGCUAUGACAGCGUCGGUACUGCUCCGUCCCCGCUGGAUUGACCCGGUGAUGUUCCUCUACGAUAACGGCUCGGAUGAAGUGAGCACAGUCAUGGAGGGAUUCGCGGGAGGCAACUUUGGUGCAAAUCAGUGCAGGAACUUGGCUCACCCCGCAUCGCUGCCUCCCAGCACCGCUUACACAUCGAGCGAGCUGCCCGCGUCCGGCAUGGGCGAAAGUGUCCGGCAGCGCAGCCCCUGUUCGGCCGCACAGAGCUCCGCCAGCGCCUCGCUCCCCUAUGCAUACUUCGGCAGCGGUUACUAUCCGUGCAGAGUGUCGCAGCACAGCAGCGCCAAAGCGUGCGCGCAGCCCUCCUCCGCGUACGGAGAGAAGUACAUGGACACGUCCGUCUCUGGAGAGGAGUUCGCGUCCAGGGCAAAGGACUUUUCUUACUACCAGAGCUACGCCACCGGCCCAUACCAGCCCGUGCCCAGCUAUUUGGACCUGCCCGUUGUAUCAGGCAUGAGCGGGCCUACGGAGCCCAGGCACGAGCCGCUGUUGCCCGUGGAAAGUUACCAGCCGUGGGCCCUCACCAACGGGUGGAGUGGUCAGGUCUACUGCAGCAAGGAGCAGACGCAGACGAGCUCCGUGUGGAAAUCACCCCUAUCAGACGCAGCGUCCAGUUCGGCCGCAGACGGCGGGACGUUUCGGCGUGGCAGGAAGAAGCGCGUGCCGUACACCAAGGUGCAGCUGAAGGAGCUGGAGCGCGAGUACGCCGCCAAUAAAUUCAUCACGAAGGACAAGCGCAGGAGGAUCUCAGCCCAGACCAACCUGUCCGAGCGACAGGUCACCAUCUGGUUCCAGAACAGGCGCGUGAAGGAGAAGAAAAUCGUCAACAAAGUAAAGAGCAGCAGUUAGCCCGAGAUCCGAAAUGAAGAGACACAACACAAGAAAACAACCGUAAAGACGUUCUGUUGGGAAUACGGCCUUCUUAUAACGCGUUAUAACACACCAUUUUCACAAUCUCCGCCCAACCGGAGUGAACCGGACGAAUGGAGAUCAGAUAGAGAUUAGAUACGUGCCGAGCUAAACUCUCCAGCGGAGCACUUUUCAGCGCGCAGACAAGCGCCACUUGCGAAGCCCGGGCCGCCACUUUGAUGUCUACAAAUGAUUUGCUGAUUGGA
Messenger RNA from Megalops cyprinoides (Indo-Pacific tarpon), 1222 nucleotides. RefSeq names its product homeobox A13a (gene hoxa13a). Bases 66 to 956 code for a protein of 296 amino acids. Gene Ontology annotation, molecular function: DNA-binding transcription factor activity, RNA polymerase II-specific; RNA polymerase II cis-regulatory region sequence-specific DNA binding. Gene Ontology annotation, biological process: regulation of transcription by RNA polymerase II. NCBI's taxonomy places the organism in Eukaryota, Metazoa, Chordata, Actinopteri, Elopiformes, Megalopidae. The transcript has 3 exons. The record is from RefSeq and is a predicted model, not a curated record.